This is a messenger RNA of Zophobas morio, 2433 nucleotides long. It is a transcript of the gene stv, whose product is annotated as starvin. The transcript has 3 exons. The record is from RefSeq and is a predicted model, not a curated record. Gene Ontology annotation, molecular function: protein-folding chaperone binding; adenyl-nucleotide exchange factor activity. Gene Ontology annotation, cellular component: membrane; cytoplasm; nucleus. The coding region runs from base 187 to 1863 and encodes 558 amino acids. Gene Ontology annotation, biological process: protein stabilization. Lineage: Eukaryota; Metazoa; Arthropoda; Insecta; Coleoptera; Tenebrionidae.
GCGCUCGCUGGAACACUCCGGAACCCCCCACCACCGAUCAUACACCGGUCAUAUACGCGAUCGGAGCGCGGCGCGUAGCAAUUUCGACUCGACGCGACAGCGAAGAAGUGAUAGUGCGAAGUCCACGAAGUACAUUCCGAGUUUAUUUAUAAGUGUGAAUCAGUGUUGUUGGUUAUUUUGGUUAUUAUGACGACGCCGAUGGUUGAUACGGUGCGGAGUAUUCCGCUGGGGGAGAGGGAUGUGUGCGAGCCCAUGGAGGCCGGAACUGAGGAUAGUGGCUUCUCCUUCGACCGCGACGACAGGGACGACCACUUCCGUAGCCAGCUCGACGACAUCGCCAAACGCCACCCCGAGCUCGCCGAGCACCUAGACGGCUUCCCGUUCCGCUCAGAGACCCUCGGCCGCCGGCGUCCGCCGCGGCCCGCCGACCAGGACUUCCACCGCUUCGCGAGCAGGCCCUUCGCCUCGGGCCGCUUCGAGCGCUUCGGCUUCCCCUUCAGCGACCCUUUCGACGAGGACCAGCCCCCGCAAACAUCGCCGCCGCCGCAACCCCAGCCCGAAGAGGACAAACCCCGGCCGGAGCGCGGCCGCAAGCAGAACAUCCAGCAGAGCAACACCGUCGACUUGGGGCAGAAGCAGGAGCCGGUGAAUGAUAGAAACCAAAGAUCGAUGUCUGCGCCGCCCCCGGACAACCGCCAGAGAUACGUUUCGAGCAUCCACAUCCCGAUCAACCGGGACGGGGGAAUGGGAGACAUGGGCAAAACGCAGUCGCAGCCGCAGCAGACCCAGGACAAGCCCGUGGAGCGGGUGAUUCCUAUACACGUAGAGGGGAGAGACGAGCCGGUGGUGCCGAAGCACACGGGGGCGAGCUUCAGCCAGCCGCAGCCCGAGAGGAUCUUCGGGCAUUCGCCGAGCCACUUUACUCAGUUUGUGGGGAAGCCGCCCCCGGAGAGACAACACGGGGGGUUCGGGCCGGAGGUUAAGAAACAACCACAACCACAGGCGCAGGCGCAGCCCGAGCGACAAGCACCACCGCAGAAGCCCCAAGAGAAGAAGGAAGAGAAGCCGAAGGAAGUCCCUAAGCCCAGCACCCCGAUAGAUCUCAUCCAGCUGAUACAGAAGGACGUGUCGGAGUUGAUGGGGCAGGUGGAGAAGUUCGACGGGUUGCCCAGGGACAAGCAGUACCUCUACUUGGACGAGAUGCUGACUAGGAAUCUCUUGAAGUUAGACAAUAUUGAUACUCAAGGCCAGGAGAAUAUCAGACAAGCGCGGAAGGAAGCGAUCAAGUGCAUCCAGAGUUGCAUCACUAUUUUAGAAGCCAAAGCGGCAGCCAACGUUCCAAAACCCCAGGAGAAAAUCAGCGAGGACGAGAAAGUGGAGACGAGUCCUCCGACUGAAGGGGAAGUGGAGAAGAUGGACGUCGAAGACAAGGAGAAAGUAGAGGAGGUUGAACAGAAAGGGGAGACUGAAGCUAAAGUUGAACCGGUCGUGGAAACAACGGAGACGAAUAACCCCCCCGUCGUCGUCGAAGAGAAAAUGGAAAUGGACGUCGAAGACAAAGAGAAAGUAGAGGAGGUUGAACAGAAAGAGGAGACUGAAGCUAAAGUUGAACCGGUCGUGGAAACAACGGAGACGAAUAACCCCCCCGUCGUCGUCGAAGAGAAAAUGGAAGUGGCGCCCGAGGUGGUAGCCGCGGAAGACAAACCCCAAGAGAGUCAGGUUAGCGAAACGACGGACGCUAAACCAGACGAAGAGAUGCAGGAUGAAGAGAAAAAGAGCGACGAGAAGGAAGCGAGUCAAGACGACAGUAGCGACGAUAAAAAAGAAAAGAAAAAGGGAAAGAAAAAAGUUGUUAAGAAGUAAAUAGAUUUAUUAAUGCCUUAUUGUUGAUAAUCUUGCUUUUACAAAGCGUUAGUUGUAACUAAACUUUUUUUUUUCUUUUAGUGAGACUGAUUCGCUUUUAGAAGCUCACUAUUUUGUGUAGCGACAUGGUUUUAUUUGUGUGGUCAUUGUUUUGACUGUGAUUGAUGUUCUUUUCGUUAACCGUCCUUUUAUUUAUUGUAAAUAGAUGAUUGUACAUCGUACAAUUAAGACCUGGAGUAUUAAUUGUGCCAUGCAUGAUUUGUACAAAAUAAAUUAUAUUAUUAAUCGACUCGUCUCAUUUGUUGUAAACGCAAGAUUAUUUUUUAGUCAAUAACAUUUCAUAUCAAAGUUUUGGAUAUUUUACGCACAGUAUUUACUUUAACAUCAGAAGUUAGCACGCAGGUUGUAAAUAAAAUACGUAUAUUAUUUAUUUUAAAUAAAAGCCUUAGCGUAAGAGUUUCCAUGUUAAGGAUCAGCUUAUGUGUGUUCUUGAGAUAUUAAUACCUCAGUUGUGUACAUUAUUUGUUAUUGUUAUUUUACUACAGCGCAAAUAAAUGGUUUUUUACCAAA